CAAAAGUAAAUCUGUACCGCCCAGGCUGCACAAAACUUUGGAAAGUCCUGACAUCCUUGACGUUAGUGCACAUCGCUGAAGGCAGACGCAUGCGCUCCUGUGGAUUACAAAGCCGCGCUUACUCGAGAAAGCCACCGUUUCUAAAAAACUGGAAUUGUCUGCGCUUCUGCUGUCACAGUCGGUGCUGCUCUGCCGUUAGACAAGGACGCUUCAAACUUCAACACUUCACACCCCAGAGACCCAGACUCAGCUUCCACCAGCACCUCAAAAUCAAGCUUCACAGAGAUGGAGGGUCACGUGGCACGGUUUGCUCUGCUCAUGUGCAUCAUGGCUGCAGCCUCUGCUACAUGUCAGACAUGUGAUCCAGGAAAUGCUGACAACCCAUGGAUCCACUUGCGUGAGAUGCAAACUGGCUGUUGGACCAGCUUCAUCGGUGAGGACAACGCAGAGGUUCACAUCUUUAACCUGAACUAUAAUAUAAUGGAUACCAAAAUGUUCUCUCUGGAGAUGACCAGUGCCAAGCCAGUGAACCUCAUCCUCACAUCUCCCUACGUGGCCUUUGGUGCAUGCAACAUCGGCACCAAUGUUAACAUUUAUGUAAACAGUAACUCAACAAUUGCUCUACAUGGGAUUCACCACAACCUCCACAAGCAAGACUUCCCUACGCAAGAUGAGGAGCUGGUCGAGUGGGCGAAACAGAAGUUUGGGGGUGUGACUUCAUUCACCACAAUCCUAAAUCUGCAAAGAGUGUCAUUGAUGGCAAAUAAUGGAACCAAACCUGGCCCUCGUGACUGCGUACUUCAAAAUGAAGAUGCAUUUGAGAAGUUCUUCAUGAAGAUUGAAGCAACACCCUUGGCUUCUUCGUUAAAAUCUUGCUCGCCACAGCAACAGAACCCCAGUGAUGAAACUGAGCUUCACAUCAUAAACAUCCCAGAGAGUGCCAGCAUUUGCAAUGUAUCAAUUCGUGUGGACAGUGAGAAGAAGACCAGUGUGUUCGUGAGAGGCCCUAAGGGAACCACAUGGACCUUCCUCAACUCACAGCACACGCAGUUUGGUUCUAACAAUGACAUCCUGCUGCCUGCCAUGACACACAGAAUCUUGCCUUCGCUUGUAUUGAACAAUGACAGUACAAAGACUGUACAACGGGAGGCUUUAAAUUAUUUUAAAUCCAGCACUUUCACCAGCUAUACUGAACUCAUACCAGGGAGCUCUAUGAUUUUACUAGUCCUCACAAAAAAGGAAGGACCAGCAGUCACAGGAGCAAUCCCAGAACCAGUCAUUCCCAUUACAACUAAUGCCCCUCAUCAGAUGCCUCUGCAGAUGCAGCUGUACACCUCACCAGACUACCGUUCUCCUCUGGGCCCUAACACCAAAGUGCAGAGUGACAAGAGAAUUUAUGCAGAGAUUUCAGGGCACACUUUUGGGGAUAUUGCCUUGACCAUCAAGGUGAUCAACUGCUUUGUGCACUCCAAGGGCUCAUGCACUGUAGUGAAAGAGCUGCCCUUCAUACCAGAGACCUGCUCUUUAAAUUCUUGUCCCAACAGCACUCGACUCAGCUUCUCCUUGGAUCAGCUCCAAGAGCUGACGCCCACCACAUGGGAUCUGGAAUGCUCCGUCAAACUUUGCUACAGUGAGAAAUGUGGAGAUGGAGGAAGAGUGAAGAGGAAUCUGCAGGUUACCCAGCCAUGUCUGCAAUCACCAACCCCACCAUGCUUUGAUUUUGGCCUACCUGGUGUUCUGGGCAUUGCAUUCGGAGGGUUCCUGAUUGGAGUAUUACUUAUUGGAGCACUGUGGUUUAUUAAAAUUAAAACAGGGUACCCAACUGGACUGGACAUUAGUUCGACUGCAAAUCUUCCUGGAUGUCCCUGCUCCAGAGCGAAACGGCAGCCUGUUUCCACCAACCCUUCCCCCUCUGAGAACAGCAGCGCCAACGCCAGCAUUGGAAGCACCCAGAGCACACCGACCAGCAGCAUGGCAUGAGAUUAUGGUAAUCUCCAAUACCAGCAGGGCCGCCACCUCCCUUCAAAGUCACCUAUACGGGUUUUGUGCUUUUGUCUUCUUUAGAGAUGCUUAAAAAGCAUUUCUCACUUCCCUGCCCCUCCCCUUCAAAUUGUUAUUAAAAAGCACAGUCCACAUCUUUGACACACCAAGCCUGAAAUGGAUGUGAUCUGGGAGUUUGAAAUGGUAGAUGAGGGAGGGGGUGUAAUGGAUGACAGCUAACAGAAGUCUAAUCACUGGUUUCUGACGCUCACCUCUGCAGCCUCUCUGUAAAGUCAAGCUCCUAGACAGGAAGUUAAAGAGGGCAAGAGAAAAAAAAUUGGCUCCCAGCAACAGGAAAAACAAACCAUAUCCCCCAAGAGCUAACAGGAAAUUCACUGCAUUCCAUUCAAUGAAUUGUGCUUGUGUGAUGGCAGCACAAUCAUAGUUAGACAGGAGACAAACCAGUCAAAAGACUGACUUUGAAAAACAGAUGAAAAGCUGUUUUGCAUUCACAUCUAAGCCACGAAAAUACAGAGGCCUUUUGGCUAGGUCAGUUCACAAAGUUAUCAACAAGCCUCGGGCUUUGAAAAGCUCAACCUGUUAAGGAUCUCUGAUCAGUCAAUGAAGUGCUCACUUGAAGGGCUAUUUGUCUUAAUUGGAGUUCUAGGUCAAUGAUUAACAGCUACCUCCUAUUACUCUGAAGUCUGGUGCUGAGUUUGAACUUAACACUAGAUUUCUCUGGUGAAUUGAUCUUAAUUUCUGCGUUUUUCAGUUUUUGUUUUACUUGUGUGUCACUUGGUGAAACUUAAAGUUGAUACUCUUGGUCAUUUGAAAUGAAGUUAUGGUGCCAUUUUCAUGCUAUCCAAUAGCUCUUUUAAGGCCUUCAUAUCAAAGUCAAGUUUUUUUUUUUCCCAGAUUAACAUACUUGAUUUCCUAAUAAGUCAACCAAUCCACUCUUAAAUCAUAUUUAUGGAUCAUAGGUAGCGAUAAAUUGUGAACCAUCGCUAAAAAUGUACUUUCAUUUAUACGAGCUUAAAAAUAUUCACUCUUGUAUGUAUGUACAGUACAGCAUGCAGCAUGGUUGUAUUCAGAGCUGAGUAACAUGUCCCUAAUAUGGAGUAACUGCCACAUCAGUACUCAGACCUCUGACUUGUGUUAUAUUUGGAACUAAACGCCACUAAUACAGCUACGCCCACAGGGUGGAGUUCCUCAGAAUGGUCUGUCAGGAGUUGGAAUCCAGUACUUUUCUUGUCACUACACAAUCAUCACAGUCUAUAAUCAAGUGUAAGUCCAUCACUAUUGCUGAACUAUUGGUUGUAACCACAAUUAAUUUAGUCUAUGAUAACAUAUACAAACACAUUUAUAGAAAAAGACCUUUAUAUAUUUCAUAUAAAGUGUUUUCAGGCAAAUUUAAUUAUGACCUCAGACCAGCUUAAUCAUCACAACAUUGACAAAGAUGCAGCUAUUUCUGGUGUACAAGCCAUUACUCUUCCUUCCUCUUCCUUGAAGAUUGAAUUUAAGCAAGUAUAAACUGUCCACUGUGCUUGCUCAUAUAUUGAAUAUGAGUCAGACACUAAUGUUCUGCUCUGUCUUGCGAUUGGAGAUGAGUGCCCAGAAGGGAAAGAAUUUUCAGACCUAUAAUGGAUGUCAUGGAUCACCAACACAUUCAUAGACUUCGCUUUGACAAACAAGCAAUCCUUCAUCCCUGCUACAUCCUGAAGUGUUGCUGCCUCAAAGGCACUAAAAUCUUAGGGACUUUUACUCCUUGUGGAGGGGUACAAACAAAUGGCUAAAAUAUUCUACAGUGAAAUUCACCUUUAAUUAGUAUUCCUUAAAAGGAAGCAAAUGAGAAAACACCUGCGAGCCCCCUCACUUUUCCCUAACUUUUGAACUUAAACUUCCCAUAUAAAGCACCAGCUCUGAAUACAGCCUAUUUGGACUCCAUAAUAUAAUCAUUAGUAACAACAGUAUAAGACCGUAUUUUGUAUAUACUUUUUGCAACAAUACCAUGAAGACUGCUUUAAAAGCUGCAAAGGUGCAUGAAGGGGACUUUCAUGAGGGCUGCAUCUGUAGCAUGACGGUUGAUCCGUGCAACUCACUGUUUGUUUCAGUGUACAAAUGUAAAUGUAUGUUAUAUUUUUAAUGCUACUCUUUUUACCUCCUUAAAAUAUUCCCAUCACACGUCGAGUCUUGUGACGUAAGUAAGCAAUUUGUUUCCACAGUGCAUACUGUAUCCUUGACACAAGCAUCAAAACUGUGAUGUUCGAACCUUUCCUUAUAUACAUUUGACGCGCUCUGAUUUACUGAUGCAUAUACUGUAUAAUCACAUUCCCAAUAAUUACUCACCACCUGAUUUGAACUGCUAAAAUAAUUUAUUCACCUUCAAACUGAAUGCCAAAAUAACAUUCAUCCAACUGCCUUUGGAACAUGUCUCCUCAUUGUAUGUGAGUUAUGUAGCUUUUGACUGUUCUCUCACUCAGUGUGUGUGCAUGUAUGUUUAUCUGUGCACUCCUGAUUUUCUUUUUGUAUUUGAGUGGAGACAGAGCAGAGAGGGCCAGUACAAAUUGCCACUUGAGUAUUUGUGCAAUAUGAUGAGGUAAAUUUGUAUUUAAUGUCUGUAUGUCGUUUUUUUUUUUGAUUAUUAUGUUUUUAUGUACGUGCUGUAUAAUAUUCCUACUUUCAACUAUUUUCUUAACCUAUUUUGUUCUUUGAUGUAUUUGGUGAACUGGGACAUUUCCUAAUCAAAGCACUUACCAAAUGCAUAAAAUUUGUUUUUUUAUAGCAAUUUCUGUUUUUAACUCUAAUAUAGAUUCAAUUGAACUACAUACGAGCAGACAGUACGUGUCACAUCACACGUCAAAGAACAUUUGGUUUAUUUGUUUUACAUUUGCCCUAACUCUAAGAUUCACCCUGCUGUUCAAAAACAUGACGUUUCUCUGCUGAUACUGACAUCCUGACAUUGUAUUGUCUGAUGUUUCUCACCACAGAGGAGCCUCCCAGUUAAAUAUUCGACGCUCACUAACUUUUCGUUUCCAGGAAACGUUCAAAGCUAAAACUGUGGAAAUGUGCCAUUAAGUGAGAACCUUUCUUAAAUGUAAAUUGGGGAAAUGGCAACAAUAUUCAGCGUUUGUUUUUUUUUUUCUUUCAAAUGUCAGGUAUUUCGUACCUGUAUUAAACGAGCCCCGUGACGUUCUGUCUGAGCACUGACAGUAAAAUUAGACAGGCUGUCAAGUAGGCUGUCAAGUGAUUUGCUUGUUAACCCUGCAGGUCCUUUUGUUGCCUCUGACAACAACUUCCUCCACCUCGGGCACAGUUAACGAAAUAUUUGAGUGUCAAUGUGUGCAUAUACAGAGUAUAUGUAUACUUUGUGUCUAUGUGUGCUUGUGUGUGUGUGUGUGUGUAUGUGUGUAGGUAUAGAAUACAAAAUGUGCCUACAUUCUUCCUCCAGUCUCUAAACAAUGUCCAAAUUCUCUCCAAAAACUCUGAAGCCUUAACAACAAGUCAGAAUGUCUGCUUUAUAAAAUUCUGUGUUAUUUUUGUGCAGCCUCUUACCAUUUAAAAUGGGUCUGUUUGUUGAGACAACAUUCAUCCAGUGUCAUCUAAUUCUUUGUUGUCUCUGAAGAAAUAUAUGUUUUGUCUGAAAUUAUCUUAAUAAAGUAAAUAUGAAAACUG
Scatophagus argus is the source of this 5652-nucleotide messenger RNA. It is a transcript of the gene eng, whose product is annotated as endoglin. The transcript is spliced from 14 exons. Lineage: Eukaryota; Metazoa; Chordata; Actinopteri; Scatophagidae. The record is from RefSeq and is a predicted model, not a curated record. The coding region runs from base 286 to 1980 and encodes 564 amino acids.